AUGGGCGGCGGUUACUCACAAAGCACCUGCAAGACUGCAUUUGCCUCGCAAUGUAAUGAAUGCACUUUGCCUUUGGGUUUCACCGGUGUAAGUGGUAUUAACGACAAUCGCAGAAGUCAAAACAAGGAGACAGUAGUAGUGAAGAGUGUUGACCACUUUCAAAUAUACAACGAACGGGACAUUUUACACCGCUUCCAAAACAAAACAAAUUUACUUCGUCCACUAGUUGACGAGAUCGAAGAUUCCUCGGUACCUCAUUCUAUCGUAUUGAGAUAUCUAGAUGAUGAUAUCUUGCAUGCCUCGAAUAACCAACGUCUCACACAUUUAGAGGUGAAAUUCGUUGCUAGAAAGGUGCUUGAAGGGCUUUCGGUUUUGCACGAGGAAGGCUUUGUUCAUACUGAUAUCAAGCCUAGUAACGUGUUGGUAAAUUAUGGAAAGGAUGCUAGAUUUAAAGACGUCCAACUGGCUGAUUUCGGGAGUACUGUCCAUGUGGACUCUACUUAUGCUCAACGCGGGGAUCCUAUCGGAACCCCAAUAUUUAGAAGCCCCGAAGCACAUCUUCAAAUGAAAUGGGGUACUUCCACCAACAUUUGGUCGUUUGGCGCCUUGACUACAACGCAGCUUAUCAGUCUGCUGUAUGGGGAAGGGUUUCACAUAUUUAGACCCGAUGUCCCAGUAGACCACGAUGAAUACGACGUUAAGAUUCUCAUGAAGCAUCAUCGGUGCUUCGGCCCAUUCCCAGCAUCAUACGAAGAGAUUGCAGACCAGGAAAGGCUUGCAGUCCUUGCGUGGAUAAUGCACAACAGCCCUAGUGAGACGUUGAAACCCUUUCAUCUUACAACAACUAGAGAGAUUUGCCAGGAAGAUAAGGAGCUUGUGCUAAGGGCGAUGAAGCUCGAUCCUAGAGAUAGGCCGACUGCUCGUCAGCUCUUGGAAGAUAAAUGGUUUCACCAACCUUGA
Molecule: messenger RNA, 960 nt
Organism: Microsporum canis CBS 113480
Lineage: Eukaryota; Fungi; Ascomycota; Eurotiomycetes; Onygenales; Arthrodermataceae
Exons: 4
Coding region: 1-960 (319 amino acids)
Biological process (GO): intracellular signal transduction; protein phosphorylation
Cellular component (GO): cytoplasm; nucleus
Molecular function (GO): MAP kinase activity; ATP binding
Source: RefSeq, a predicted model, not a curated record